AUGGCCUGCAGGGGUUGCACUCGACCCAGGGGCCUGGCCUGGGCCCUGCAACUGACCCUCGCAUGGAUCCUGCUGGGGGCUUGUGGAGGGAGCCACCCACUCCCAGCUAGAUCCCAGAGACACCAUAGGCUGGCAACCAAUUUGGGCACAAGCCAGCUGCACCUGGCAGAGAUGAACACACCAGAGGCCUCAGACCCUGGGAUCGUCUCAGGGCGCUGUGGGGAGCUGAGCCCCAGGUGUGAGUCCUUCCUGGGACACCUCCAGGUUGCCCUCCGCAGUCGUUUCCACCUGCUGCUAUUGGGGGUACGCCAGACACAGCCUCUCUGCUCGGAGCUCUGCGAUGCCUGGUUUGCCACCUGCGAAAGUGAUAUCAUCUGCAGCCCGACUUGGCUCCCACUCCUAGAAAAGAGGGGCUGCGAGCCUGGCUGCACCACCUAUGGGCAGACUUUUGCUGACGGAGCGGAACUUUGCCGCACAUUUCUGGGCUACGCGGUACCAGUGGCGGAUCCUGGCUCUGGUCACUGCCUCAACAUUUCCAUCUCGGUGCUGCCGCGUCCCAGAUACGCACGGAGGGCCCGGGAAAGCACUUUCCGGCGCUCCCGCCGCCCUCGCACCUGGAUCCUGGACGCUGCAAGCAGCGGAAGUGGCAGUGGAAGUGGCGGCGGCCCCUAG
Messenger RNA from Physeter macrocephalus (sperm whale), 672 nucleotides. It is a transcript of the gene RTBDN, whose product is annotated as retbindin. The record is from RefSeq and is a predicted model, not a curated record. Gene Ontology annotation, cellular component: external side of plasma membrane. Gene Ontology annotation, molecular function: signaling receptor activity; riboflavin transmembrane transporter activity; riboflavin binding. The coding region runs from base 1 to 672 and encodes 223 amino acids. Lineage: Eukaryota; Metazoa; Chordata; Mammalia; Artiodactyla; Physeteridae. The transcript has 5 exons.